Ctenopharyngodon idella (grass carp) is the source of this 5409-nucleotide messenger RNA. RefSeq names its product von Willebrand factor A domain-containing protein 5A-like. Bases 209 to 2197 code for a protein of 662 amino acids. The record is from RefSeq and is a predicted model, not a curated record. Lineage: Eukaryota; Metazoa; Chordata; Actinopteri; Cypriniformes; Xenocyprididae. The transcript has 18 exons.
GGACACGCCCGCAAAGUGGAAGCAAAUCCUCCAGGAACUGAACUGUAACACACACAUUUGACUCAAAACUGCUGCGCUGAGCUGAUUCAGUCAUCGGAUUCUUUCUUCAACAUUCUUUCUUUCAACAUUUUGACAAGAUCAUUCAGAAAGUCAUUUUCAUCUGAUUUACUGAGUCGAUCGCUGAGGAUUUAUAAAAGCAAGUGUCAGUAUGGUGAACUGCUGUGGUCUCGUGUCUGAGAAAAACCAGCCAGUUCCUCUGAAGAGCAUCUCAGUGGAGCUGCAGGUUAAGGAUCACGUGGUCUCCGUCAGCUCCAGCCUGCAGUAUGUCAAUGAGGAGGAGCGCCCGCUGGAGGCCGUGUUCGUCUUCCCGCUGCCCGCCGAUGCCGCCGUCUGCCACUUCAGUGCCAAGAUCGGAGAGCAGGAGAUUGUGGCAGAGCUGCAAGACAAACAGAGCGCGCGGGAUCAGUAUGAUGACGCUGUGAGUUCGGGUCAGCAGGCGUUUCUGCUGGAAGAGAGCGAUGAGAGUUCGGAUGUGUUCAAACUGAGUGUCGGGUGUUUGUCUCCGGGUCAGAACGCCGUCAUCACUAUCGUCUAUGUGAUGGAGCUCAGCGUUCAGGCCGACCACGCCCUGCGCUUCUGUCUGCCGGCCGUACUCAACCCCAGAUACACACCCGCAGCUUCAGCCGCUGGUGUUCCAGAAGUUUCCUCAGCAUGUGUUAUUCCCUACACACUGUCUCUGAGUGUCGAAGUGAGAUCUUCAGACCGCAUCUCCAGACUGGAGUCCAGCUGCCCUCUGGAUCCUCUGGUGUUCCUUGACGCACAACACACUCACGCCACGGUGAAUCUGAGUGCUGGUCACCGGUUCGAUAAGGACGUUGAGCUGCUUCUGUACUAUGAGAAUACCCAUCAGCCCACUGCUGUCGUGGAGGCCGGAGCGGCCGCGGCUCAGCCAGGGUCUCUGAUGGGCGACCCGGUGCUCAUGAUCAGUUUGUACCCAGAGUUCCCUGCGGACGUGAUGUCAUCAUUGGCAUCUCGAGGCGAGUUUGUUUUUGUGGUUGACAGAUCCGGCAGUAUGGACUGCGUGAUGCAUCAUGGGAAAGAUGCACAGAUGCGCAUCCAAAGUGCAAGAGACACGUUGCUGCUGCUUCUGAAGAGUCUUCCCAUGGGAUGCUACUUCAACAUCUAUGGAUUCGGCUCUCACUUUGAGUCCUUCUUCCCUCAGAGUGUUGUGUACAGCGAGGACACGAUGGGAGAGGCUCUAAAUAGAGUAAAGAACAUGAAGGCAGACAUGGGCGGCACUGAGAUCCUUCAGCCUCUGAAACACAUCUACAGUCAGCCCUGUUACCCAGAUCACCCCCGACAGCUGUUCAUCUUCACUGAUGGAGAGGUGUGGAACACUAAAGAGGUGCUGGACCUGGUGAAAAGUCACGUUAACUCUCACAGGUGUUUCUCCUUCGGGAUCGGUGAGGGUGCGAGUACGGCUCUCAUCACAGGAAUGGCCAGAGAAGGUUCUGGUCACGCUCAGUUCAUCACAGGCACUGACCGCAUGCAGCCCAAAGUGAUGCAGUCGCUCAGGUUUGCUCUUCAACCGGUCGUGGAUAGUAUCUCUGUGGAUUGGUCCGUUCCUGAGGGCGUUACGGUGGAAAUGCUGUCCCCACCCAUCAAUACACUGUUCCAGGGUCAGAGGGCGCUCAUCUACGCUCAGCUGAAAGGACAGAGUUCAGGAACGGCAGAAGGAGCAGUAACUUUGAAAUACAAGCUGAAAGAUAAACCAGUGACUAACCAGCUCCAGUUUGCUCUUAAACCAACCGAAGACACAGGACGGACGAUUCACCGGCUGGCGGCCCGGUCUGUGAUCCGUUCUCUGGAGCUGGAAAUGCGGGCUGGAAGAGCAGAAGCGGAGGCCAUCCGGAGCAGGAUCGUGGAGCUCAGUGUUCAGGCAGGAGUGAGCAGCGUUCAUACAGCCUUCAUCGGUGUCAAUAAAGACGGCAAACAGACCAUCACAGGGCCGCUGCUGCAGAGGAGAGUGCCAGUACGGAAGAUGGCCCGAAUGUCUGUAGGGGGUGGCGGUGGAGGUGGCGGUAGGAGAAUACACGCAGUGGCGGCUCCCAUGGCUAAAUGUGGAAUGCUUAAAAGGGCAGCUCCCAAGAUGUCUCAUUCUGGUGGGCGUAGUAUUUGGACAGAACCAACAGAAUAAAUAUACUGUGUGGUUGAAAACACUGCAGCUGUUUAUACCGACAUGAUAACUGCUCUCUCAAGACGAACUUUGAAGUAGAUCAACUGUAAGACGCAAGGAAACUAUGAAACUGCCACACUGACAAGCUGACAUGUCCUUUUUUUCUUCACAAUCUCCUCGUCGCAAGCAGGUACAGCACUCAUUUUCAUGUGUUUGUGUGUUGUGAUUUUACCUGGCGAUUGCGCAACUGAACUCCACAGCAACUUGUUUGCGUGUCACUCGAAGCGCGUCUGUUUGGGACGGGGAGCUUGAGAGUUGUUCAUGCAACCGAACUUCAUGUCUGUUUACAUUUUAAUGCAUUUAAGUGAAACUAUAUCGAGAGCUAUAUCGAACAUUUUUUCUAUCGUUAUCGAUUAAGACUUACCGUCGAUAAAUAUCGAUACCGUUUUAUCGCCCAGGCCUCAGUAACACUGGGUUUGAGUGAUUGUCUGGGGCUGCUGUGCUGUUGGCGAUUAACAACAAACUCUUGUUUGUAUUCACUCUUGUGUACUGUACAUUCAUUUUUUGUGCUACCUUGUAUGACUCCCCAAAUCACAGAGAUGCUGAUUCACAUGGGACUAAUAUUAUCACAGGACCUCGGUGUUUGGUGAAAUAGGGUAGGUCAUUUGUGGGGGCAUUUUUACUUUACAAAUCAAAGACAUGGCCGAUUCACACGGGAUUAAGAUCACAGACAACCUCCGCAAUUAUUACAAAUGACUAGAGGUCCCCAGAUAAUACUAAUCCCGUGCACAUAGGGAUAAUUAAUAUAUCAGACCAUGCUCCUAUAAUGUUGAGUAAAUGUUUCACUUUUGAAAAGUCAUGAAAUUUUGCCAAUGGGCUUUUUUUUUGGAGACGUAUAGCACUAAUGAUGUGAGCGUAUCUCUCCUUUGGGAAACAGGGAAAGCCUUCCUUAGGGGAAGUAUAAUAUCUUAUGCGUCUGCUAAGAAAUGUGCAGCUUUAGAGAGACAGUUGAAUUUGCAGUCUAAAUUAGAGGAACUUGAUAGGAAAUUUAAAAUAACUCCUAGUAAAAUGCUGCAUAGAGAGCUGAUAGCCACUAGAUCGGCACUUGACCAGCUGUUAACUCAAGAGCAGAAUCUGCUUUAUUUUAUGCAAGACAAAGACUUUACGAAUCGGGAAAUAACAAAACACUUAUAAGCUCAACACUUGCAAGAAAAGUUUGGGUUGCCUUCCCAGCAUUUAUUUGGUUUUCAUCAAAUUAGACAUUUUAUUGAGAAAACUCUGUGUAUAGAGUUAGAUUUAUUUUUGAAGCAUUCUUCCAAUUAAAGGAAUACUAUUUAUAAGGUUUAUACUCUGCUAGUUUCAAAUUCAGGAAAAAAUUCACAAUUAUUGUUAUCAGGGUGAUAGAAGGGCUUUGGGCAGGUACAGGAGGAUGAGAGAUGGUUGAAUGUUAUGCGGAUUAUGAAGCGUGUACUGCUGUGUAAUAAGGCACAAGGAACAGUUAAAAAUACUGCAAUGUGUACAUUGUGCUCCUUAUGUACUUUCUAAGAUUGACCCAAAAUGUUUGCCUAAAUGUAAAGUGGAUAUGGGUACAUAUUCCCAAAUGUUUUGGUUAUGUCCCUUGAUAAGUCAGUUUUGAGAUAAUAUUAACACAAAGCUUGACCAUAUACUGAACUGUUCUGUUGUCAAAGAUCCUUGGUUUUUUAUUCUGAGAAUGAGUAAGGAGGACAGUGGAUUAUCCUUUUCACAGGCCAAGCUGGCAAGCAAAAUAUUAUUUUUGGCUUGUAAACGUUUACUUGCGGUAUGGAUAAAAGAUUAAGCCCUAACAGUGGUUCAAAGGUACACUCAAAUUUUCUAAAUUCUUCCUUUUGAACAUCUUGGGGCUACAAUUGAAGGGACUGAAGCUGAAUUUUUGAAUUUGUAGUAAAUUAGCUCAAAAUAAAUAUCAUAAUUAAUCAUAACUAGUUAUAAUUAAUUAUAAAUAUUUGGAUCAGUUAAAAAAAAUUAAUGUAAUAAAAUUAAUAUUACAAUCAUUUAACCUGUUUGGCCAAUGAACACUCAGUGUUAAUUGCUUAUUAAUUCUAAGAAAUGUGCAUUUCCAGGUUAUGGGAAAUAACAGUACUACUCAGAGCCUGUAGUCAGGAUCGGCAUGAAUAGGGACUCCAGUAUAUGAGCGUGAAACACGGACAACUUUACGUGUGACAUGAACAAGACUUUAUUAACUAGACUAAACACUUAACUAAUUUAACUCUGAAGCAGAAUACAGGAAAGCAAGAAGUUACAGCAUUGUUUGAAAUUCAGCAGAUCAUCAGCCUUGAGCAAACCAUCAGUUUAGUUUUAACAGGCCCUUCUUUAAAAGGGGUAAGGAUACUUACUGUAUCAAAUAAUGAGACUAAGUUUGAUACUUGCAUGUCUCUCCAAGUUAAAUUAAAACUGUCCUGAUGCAAUUUGUGGAGGCUCCCUUUGAAUCUUUGCUGAUAUUGUCUUGAUGAGAGAGAACCAGUUGGAUUCAGAGGAUCUUUGGUGAAUGGAAGGUCUAGGCCGAAGCCUGGCACAAGCUUGGGGUUCCUUAGAAGCUUCUAGUUCAGCAUCAUCUUCACAUCAGCGUUUUUCAAUAAAGGAAAAAAGGGGACUGUGAUCUUGUGUUCAGUGAUUUUAAAGGGUGAGGGUGUCACACCCUCUUGAGGUGUCUGAGCCAAUAAGGAGUUUUCCCUUCGGAGGGAAACUUUUACGAGUCUUUGUUCUCUAGCAAGAUAUUAGCAUAAGACACUGGAUUGGAUGUUUGAGAGAAGAACCUUCUAGAUUCUUAUAACACUAAUGUGUCACAGAGUUAAUAACAUGUAACAUAAAUUAUCAAACAGGAAACGAAAUUUGGAAUCCGUAGAUACCAAACAUGCUACCCAUGUUAACUAUAAAUUUGCAACUCUGAAACAUUAAUACCAAAAUAGUUUUAAAGACAGAAUUAAUACAUAGAAUAAACCCUAUAAAAGGAAAAUCACAAGAGGGGAAAAUUGGAUACAUGUGGUUUAUUUGUCCUUCUCAGAAAGAAUGAAGUCAGAGUCACAAGUUCUUGACUGGCACCUGUCCUGAAAACGAAUCCUAUCUGAAUAAGGCUUCAGGCAGUUGUGCUGCGCUUCGUUGUAGGAUUUCAUGUCAUUUUCUGCUUUAAUGAUAAUCAUACCAGAAUUAAUGCUGCUUUAUGUGUCCAGCUUCCUUCUGCCUAAACUCUGUAUGUA